This is a messenger RNA of Oxyura jamaicensis (ruddy duck), 2733 nucleotides long. RefSeq names its product phosphatidylinositol glycan anchor biosynthesis class Z (gene PIGZ). Gene Ontology annotation, cellular component: endoplasmic reticulum membrane. Lineage: Eukaryota; Metazoa; Chordata; Aves; Anseriformes; Anatidae. Gene Ontology annotation, molecular function: alpha-1,2-mannosyltransferase activity. The record is from RefSeq and is a predicted model, not a curated record. Gene Ontology annotation, biological process: GPI anchor biosynthetic process. The transcript is spliced from 2 exons. The coding region runs from base 30 to 1709 and encodes 559 amino acids.
GGCUCUUGGCGGGCCGGUCCGGUCCCGAGAUGGCGGCGCGGUGGCUGUGGGCGCUGCUGGCGGCGCUGCGGGCGGGCUGGUGCCUGCUGCCGCAGGCCGGCUACCUGCACCCCGACGAGUUCUUCCAGUCACCCGAAGUCAUGGCAGGAGAUAUUUUAAACCUACAGGUCUAUUACCCUUGGGAGUUCCUUUCCAGCUCUCCUUGCAGAACAGUUGUUUUCCCAUUAAUGACAUCUGGAGUUACCUACUGGGUGGUCAAGUCUUUGCAGCAGCUGGACUUAUGUUCAAGUUGCAUCAACAGCUACACCCUUCUUGUAUCACCUCGCCUUCUCUUUACAAUCUUUUCUUUUGUACUUGACUAUAGCGUGUAUCGAUUAGCUCCUUCCUGGGAAGCAGAUCCAUGGAAAGCGCUGGUACUUCUGGCUGGAUCGUAUGUCACUCUGGUAUUUUACACAAGAACAUUUACAAACACGCUUGAAGGACUUCUCUUUGCUCUUCUCUUGGUAUUGGUUUCCUCCAACAAAUCUGACAGCAGCUCAGUAAAGCCUACAAGCAGCCCUCUCAUAGGUAUUGUAACAACUGCUGGGUUUUUCAAUAGGCCAACCUUUUUGGCAUUUGCACUAAUGCCCCUGCUUUACUGGACAGGUUUAAAUGUUGACUCCCAAAAGAGCAUUAAAACUAUCAUAAACCCCUUAUUGAAGCUAAUCACAUGUGCAUGUUUUACUGCCAUUGUUUUUGUAACAGCUGACACCUUAUAUUUUACCUCUGUGGGCUUAGACAACUUUUACAGCAAUAAAAAGAACAGCCUAUUUGAUGUAAUAGCUCAAUUGAAUCACAAAAUGGUAGUAACCCCUUUAAAUUUUCUCAGCUAUAAUCUCAAUCCUCAUAAUCUUGCGCAGCAUGGAACUCACCCACAAGUAACGCAUUUUACAGUCAAUGGAAUAAUGCUCUUUGGGAUCUUACAUAUUCUGGCCAUUGGUGCUGGUUUUAAAAUGGUAAAGAAAUACAUCUAUCAAUUAAUGUGGGUCAAAUCAUACUAUCGUGGGUCACCUAGGGUGUUUGUGCAUUCUGAGGGCAAUCCAAAAUUACUGCUGUUUUAUUUUGUUCCUUUGGCAUUCCUCUCCCUGUUCAGUCACCAAGAACCUCGUUUUCUCAUUCCUCUCAUCUUGCCAUUAGUCCUGUUCAGCACAUCACAGAAUAGAGCUAUGAAGUGGAAACCUGUCAUUAUUAUUUUCAAUGUUCUUGGGGCUUUGGUGUUUGGGUGGCUACACCAGGGGGGCCUGAUACCAUGUUUGUUUCACCUGGAACAUCUCAUGCAUUCUCCAGGGUCCUCAAACCAUACAAGACACUAUACUCUACUCUUUGCUCACACCUACAUGCCUCCUAGGUCUCUGCUUAAUAUCAAAAAAAAGGACACACAUAUAGAAGUAAUUGAUAUGGCUGGAUCUGAAGAAGAAACCCUCUGCGAAACAGUAGGGCAGCAAGCAAAAAAUUUUACCUGCAAUCACUGCCAUUUAUUUGUUAUAAUCCCUGGAACAGUCAGAGCCACAAUUACCAAGUGUGGUCUCUCGUUCAAGAACGAGACUUUGAUCUUUCCACACUUAUCAAUGGAAGACCCACCACAAAUAUCCUUCCUCUUCAGUGAAAAUUGGAGAAGUCAGCUAGGACUAUACAUCCUUCAGCUAGGCAGAGAUCAUCAGAGCCCUUAGAUGUUAGAACAAUGUGAUAGUUUUUGACCGCACUUUGACUCUGCACAAAUGUGCUGUCAGACCCCCCUUGUCACAGUCCCAUGCUCAGUAUGGGCAGUGCCUAUGAGCUCCCUGAUUCUCUUAAUUCCCUUUCUUCAUGCUCGUACACUCCUCAGGAUAGCCAGCUCUUGCCAGAUGCGAGUCAUUCAGUCCCUGUGGUGUUUCUUAAGAACUUGUGUAAUUUUCCUGAUGAGAGAGGGUGAACUCAGAGUCCACAAAAACUGUCAUUCAAGCUUAGCUCUUUUCAGGUGAGAUAUACUUUAAAAGUUCUUACAGACUCGGAUAGAGGGCUUGUGGACUGUGUUGCUGAUAACAGAGAUUAAUGCUGCUGCUGCUGGAGAGAGGUUACUGGACUAGGCAGAAUCUCCUCGCUCUCAUUAGACCAGACUGCAGUCACAAAACAGGCAUCAGCAUCAUGAUAUUAUUGUCUGAGGUGCUCUUAGGUGGUUCUGUCUUGAAAAAUCCCCAGUAUUGAUCUAACAGAAUCUGACUUAGAACUCGGAGGUUGCUUCAGCAUAGGCACUUAUGCUAAAUCCUAAAAUCCAAGCAUUGUUUUUGCCAGUUUCAUUCCUGUGGAAAUUCUGCACAAGUCUUACACACAGCAACACAAGGUCACUGGUUGACGUGACUAAGCCUGUCUGCUGCUUAGCUCCUGAAGUGGGGCAGGUCCUUUUUGCAUUCCAGGUGAGCCUCACAGCUUUCAUUGCUCUUGGGUGGCUCUCUGCCCAGUGAUGCUUGAUUCAAGGAGCUGCGCAGACAGAAAACUGGCACCUUGGGGGGGCUCAAUUCCUUUUAUGCAGUUGACCAGAUGGAUCUCUGAACUGGUUGAUGGCAAGGUUAGAGAAGCACCAGUUCUGUUGCAGGGGUGUGUGGAGGUUACCAGGGAGGAGUCACAUUCCCUGUUCCCCCCUCACCUUUCAGUGCCAACUCCUAGCUUAGUCAGAAUGACGGAUCACAGCCCUGGUGCCCUAAUAGAGACCAGUUU